CUGGAAAUAGUCUCUGGCCCCGAGAAUCGUCCAUGGUUUGGCCCAUGGUAUGGGAUGCCUUAAGCUCCGCUGCACUUAACGACUGUGAAGCAGCUCAAUUCAGGCGUGUACCCUCUGUUGAAAGGGAUUGCCAGCGUAUUCGACGUUUCAAAUUCGGAUCUUCAAGUCAGAGGAUAUCAAAGACUCUGGUCGCCUCAGCCUUCCCAUGACUUCGUUCCGAGCUAGACUGAUUGGGACCUGGGAGCUUGUCUCAUUUCAGGCUGUAAACGUCGCAGAUGAAGCUGAUAUCAUAUAUCCCUUCCAGGGAGACUGGCAUGGUCUCAUCAUGUAUACGUCGGACGGCUAUAGGUCUGUGCAGAUACAGAAUCAAGAAGUUCCACGAACUGGUGGAGGUCCAGUGCCAGGCACUGUUGAAGAUCUAGCCGAGCUUGCCAGGCGGACGACGAACUACACCGGGCCGUACCACUUGAAAGACAACGGCCCAAACGAUGGCAAGCUUUACCACGAGAACAUGAUUUCAAUCCCGAGCAUAUACAAUGGGAUUACCCAGACCCGUCUAGGACACAUAUUUGUUAAAGACGGAGUCCAGCCGCGAUUGGAAUAUCAAGCGCGAUGUUAUCGUGACUUGGAGAAGGGCAAAGGACAAUAGUAACAGCAAGGAGCCCAGACAAGAGGUCUCUACACCUUUCUCGUGACGGGAGCAGCUUGUAGAUACAGAAAGUGGAAUCACUUCAUGAUGAGUUUUCCUGUCUUGACCGUUCACUAUUCAGGCUCGCAGUGGCCUAAUGUUCAUGUGUAGAUUUAUUUCAUGUAUCUCGCCUUUGAAAGGCUAAUUCGGUUCGCAUUGAUUGGGCUCUCUCUUUUG
Molecule: messenger RNA, 865 nt
Organism: Exophiala xenobiotica
Lineage: Eukaryota; Fungi; Ascomycota; Eurotiomycetes; Chaetothyriales; Herpotrichiellaceae
Exons: 3
Coding region: 206-649 (147 amino acids)
Source: RefSeq, a predicted model, not a curated record